CGUCAGUUUUGUAUUCGUUUACUUACGUGGUUUACGGGUCGUGUCGCAAACCUCUUUAUGCAAUCGUUUUCUGAAUAAAACAUGAAAAUGAUAUUUCUAAACGGACAAUUUAUUUUACUAAUAAUUCUGGGUUUACUAUCAAUCCGCACCAGUGUAGGAGAAAAUAAAUAUUCUGCCGAAGCAAAUAAGCCUAAAUAUGCAGAGUCUUCACAAAUCCCGACGUCCCUCCGGGACUUGGAUAAACCGUUCAGGAUGGCCAAGUUAAAUGUGCUCUGGGUUAAGGCGAAGAAUCGUUUGACCGAUACCAAGCUACAAUCAAUUUUCAGUGAGUUGAAGAUUCAUGAUAAGGAAGAGAUCGCAUACAAGCAUUUUAAAUCAGAUGGAAAGGAUCCUGAUGGCUUAGAAGAAGCCCGUCUAAGGCAGAAGUUCAUCGGAAUAAUGAGUACAUAUGACUUACUGGAACAUUUCGUGGAAACUGAAGAUCCAAAAUUACUCAAAAUGCAUAAAGCACUGAAUGAUGGUAGCAAUUAUGUUUCUAAAGAUGUAUUUGGCGAUAUAAAACUCAACAAAUUAUGGGCUAAAGCUGAGAUGGCUGGUUUUACUGAUGAGGAGCUUGAGACUUUAAAACAAGAAUUUCAACAUCAUCAGGAAAAAAUAGAUGAGUAUAUGAAUUUACUAAAAGGCCAGUCUAAAGAUCCAGAGAAUUCUGAAAAUGCAUUACAUUUAAAAUCAAAAAGUUGGAAUGAGUUAGAGACCGAAGAAGAAUUAUCUAAUGAUAUACCAGAUCGGAAAUUAACUCACGAAGAAAAAGCGAAUUUACUUCGGGAGAAACAUUUGGAACUGAGAAACGGAUUUGAUCGUUUAGACAGACUUACUGCAAAAGGACCAAACCACAAAGAAUUUAUAGAUCCCAAAAUACAAGGAUUAUGGAAGAUUGCGGUAGAAGCAAAAUUUUCUCCUGAAGAGUUGUCAUCCUUAAAGGAGGAACUGUUGCACUAUGAAUCAAGACUACUCAAACUACAGCAUUUACAUGCAGAAAGAGCUUUGGAAGCAGCACGGACAGGACAGCAUCAUGACUCAGAAAAUUCAACUGCAGAUCAGCACAUAAAGAAACAUGUUAGAACUGUACAAAAGCUUCAUAUGGAUUUAGAAAACAAGAUCAUGCAGAGACAUUCGGAAUUAUAAGAAAAUUGUAUAAAAAGCUAUAGAUCAUUGCCAUUUACAAGAAUCAAUGUACAUGCAAUAUAAUAAUAUAUACAAAGCAAUUAGAAACGUUAGAAUCGUUCAUCAUUAAAUGAAUGAUGAAUAUUUGGU
Pogonomyrmex barbatus (red harvester ant) is the source of this 1314-nucleotide messenger RNA. RefSeq names its product alpha-2-macroglobulin receptor-associated protein. NCBI's taxonomy places the organism in Eukaryota, Metazoa, Arthropoda, Insecta, Hymenoptera, Formicidae. The record is from RefSeq and is a predicted model, not a curated record. Gene Ontology annotation, molecular function: receptor antagonist activity; heparin binding; low-density lipoprotein particle receptor binding. Gene Ontology annotation, cellular component: endomembrane system; endoplasmic reticulum. Gene Ontology annotation, biological process: regulation of receptor-mediated endocytosis.